AUGCCUAACGCUCUUAGUGACAGUGGCAGCAAAUUGCCAAGCUUCCUUUCCAACGGCAACUUUGCCAGCAGUACUUCAUUUCCAACCAGGGAAGUACAUCAUAACACCAAUGGGAAAGAAGCAUCACAGCCAGCGGUUAAGGAAACCCCUAAACCCUGGGUCUCGCAGCGAUGUACAGAUCAGGCUCGCCCACUUAAGGUCAUCUACAUCGGUGCCGGAAUUUCCGGUAUCUGCGGUGCCAUUGAGUUCAGAAAGCAAGUCCCUAAUCUUGAGCUUGUCAUCUAUGAGAAGAACCCUGAUCUCGGCGGAACAUGGUAUGAGAAUAGAUAUCCUGGCUGUGCCUGUGAUGUCCCCGCCCACGCAUACCAGCUGACCUCCGAGUCUUCCCCACGAUGGACUUCUUUCUUUGCCUCUGCGCCUGAGAUCCUCCAGUACUGGAAGGACGUUGCCACUAAAUACGACAUCAGGAAACACAUGAGAUUCCAGCAGAAGUGUACCGGCGCUCGGUGGAGCGAAACCACUAACAAGUGGUUUGUCCAGCUAAAAGACUUAACGACAGGUCUCGAGUAUGAAGACUUUGCGGAUGUGCUUGUUACAGGCGAAGGCGUUUUGAAUGAGUGGAGAUGGCCGGAUAUCAACGGCAUCGAGUCUUUCAACGGACAACUCCUUCAUAGUGCAAACUGGGAUGCCAACGUUGAUCUCAAGGACAAGUCUGUCGCUGUUAUUGGAAAUGGUAGUAGUGGACUACAGAUUGUCCCCGCAAUACUGCCCGAUGUCAGGCAUAUGGAUCAUUACAUACGCGGAAGAUCCUGGAUUGUUGGCCUCUUCGGAGAUCCAGAGACCAGGCAGCGCAUCAAAGAAGCAGGCGGUAACUUCCAGUAUUCCCCAGACGAGAUUCAAAGCUGGGAGACAGAUCGAGAAGCGUACUUGAAGUACAGACGCUCCAUCGAGCACAACAUCAACAAGAACUUUGGUGUUCUCUUCAGCGGGACCUCAGAACAGACUAAUCUUCGGCUUCUAGCUCAGGAGUCCAUGGCCCAAAGGCUCAAAGAGAGACCUGACAUCUAUGAGCACCUUCAACCUGACUUCUCGCCUUAUUGCAAACGCAUGUCACCCGGACCAGGAUACCUUGAGGCCCUGGCAUCUCCAAAGGUUGACGCCAUCACCUCUGGAAUCAUCAAGAUUGACGAAACUGGAAUCUUCACUGCGGAUGGUCAACACCGUCCAGUUGAUGUAAUUAUCUGCGCCACUGGCUUUCAAACCUCGCCCGCCAGCCGAAGCUUUCCCAUUUAUGGUGUUGGUGGAGUAAAUUUACGAGAGCGCUUCCAAAAACGCCCAGAGACAUAUCUGAGCGUCUGCACAGAUGGCUUCCCCAAUUUCUUCCAAUCAAUGGGUCCCAAUUCAAUGCCCGGUGCGGGCAGUCUCCUGCUCGUGAUCGAGAAGACAAACACAUACAUCGCCAAGAUCCUAGCUCGAAUGGCAUACGAUAACAUCGCGCGGAUCGAGCCAAAGCGAAAUGUGGUCCAGGCAUUCACUGACUACUGUGAUAACUUCUUCAAGCAGACUGUUUUUGCAGAGGAAUGCAAUUCUUGGUACAAGACAUACGAGACUGGUGCCUCGCGUGAGGAGCAGAAGCGCGGACGGAUCACGGCAUUAUGGCCGGGUAGCAGUUUGCACUGCGUGCGGACUUUGAGUCGUCCUCGUUGGGAAGACUUUGAGUACAAGUAUUGUGAUGAUAAUGAGUUUGGGUGGUUUGGAAAUGGAUGGACGCUGGCGGAGAAAUUUGUUACCGAUGAGUUGGAGUCUUUGACGUGGUAUCUGAAUGACACCAAUGUCAUGGAGAAGAUAUCCGUAGCUAUCUAUCGCGGAUUCCGCGAAACCCGUUCCCAGGAUUGGGCCCGACAAAGUGACACAUUUGCAACAGAUAGCUUCACUAUCCAAGUACCAAUUAUCCAAGACUUCUUACGAGAAGCCUACCCACAUUGCUUGACCCAGGGCCGGAUGAACCCUCCAAACGAUCCGCGUCCUAGCGACGCCCCUUCCAUGUCUUCUGGCACAUUGGGUGACAGAACACGGGACAAAAACGACCUAUCUGAUGAACCUGAGUACGAAGAGGAAAUUCAUGACUUGGCGCGCAGAUUCACCAGUCAGUCUGCUGCAUCAGGUCAUGGGCCACUGUUCCCCUUGAGUGAUGGCGGUCCUCUUGAUCCACAAAGCCCCCAUUUCAACUCCAAAAAAUGGGCAAAGGCUUAUUUCAAGACCCGAACCGAAGCUGCUGAUGGUAGUGCUCCUCGCACUGCUGGUAUCGCGUUCAAGAACCUCAACGCAUACGGCUUUGGCCAGGCGACUGACUUCCAGAAUACUCUGACGAACAUCGUUCUCAAGGCUUCGAGCUUUGCAAGGAAGGUAUUUGGGGACAAGAGUCAGCGCAUUGAUAUCCUUCGCAAUGUUGAUGGCUACGUCGAAGCUGGAGAGAUGCUUUGUGUUCUCGGUCCUCCAGGCUCUGGCUGCUCGACCCUGCUUCGCAGUAUUGCAGGUGAAACUCAUGGCUUCCACUUUGGCAACGACACAGUCUUGAACUACCAGGGUAUUCGUCCCGAGCAGAUGAAGAAGGCUUACCGAGGUGAAGCCAUCUACACGGCUGAGGUUGAUCACCAUUUCCCUCAUCUGACGGUUGGUGAUACGCUUUACUUUGCUGCUCGAUGCCGAUGUCCUCCUAAGGACAAGCUCCCCCACGGCGUCUCGGCUCGAGAGUAUGCUGAACAUCUUCGUGAUGUGAUUAUGGCUAUGUUUGGCAUCUCCCAUACCAAGAAUACGCGAGUCGGUGACGACUACGUCCGUGGUAUCAGCGGUGGCGAACGCAAGAGAGUCACAAUCGCCGAGGCUGCCCUGGGAUACUCCCCUCUUCAAUGCUGGGAUAAUAGCACACGCGGUCUCGAUAGCGCCAACGCCGUUGAAUUCUGUCGCGUCUUACGGACUCAAGCUGAUACUCUUGGAAUCGCAUCUUGCGUCGCUAUCUACCAAGCGCCUCAGAGUGCCUAUGAUCUAUUUGACAAGGUCAUCGUCCUUUACGAGGGCCGUCAAAUCUUCUUCGGAAAGACAGGCGAGGCGCAAGCCUACUUCGAGAACCUCGGCUUCAUUUGCCCCGAGCAACAGACGACAGCCGACUUUCUGACGUCGAUGACCAACCCAGCCGAGAGAGUAAUCCGCCCGGGCGCCAAUCCACCUCGAACAUCGGAAGAAUUCGCACGAGCCUGGCAGCAGAGCCAGCAAAGAUCGAGGCUUAUCGACGAGAUCGACUACUACAUGGAACAGCACCCAUUUGAUGGGCCGGAUCUUCAGAAAUUCUCUGAAUCACGAAGGCUCGACCAGGCGUCUGCUCAGAGGGAACGAUCUCCCUUCAACCUUUCCUACCUGCAGCAGUACACCACCAACCUCUGGAGAGGCUUCACUAUGUUGAUCGGAGACCCUAGCAUCACUCUCACGAUGCUUAUCAGCAACCUGUUCGAGGGGCUGAUUAUCUCAAGCAUCUUCUAUAACCUCCCCUUCAACACCACGAGCUUUUUCCGUCGAACCAUCUUGCUAUUUUUAUCGUCCUAA
Fusarium tjaetaba is the source of this 3600-nucleotide messenger RNA. RefSeq names its product monooxygenase. The coding region runs from base 1 to 3600 and encodes 1199 amino acids. The record is from RefSeq and is a predicted model, not a curated record. Gene Ontology annotation, molecular function: ATP binding; ATP hydrolysis activity. The transcript has 7 exons. NCBI's taxonomy places the organism in Eukaryota, Fungi, Ascomycota, Sordariomycetes, Hypocreales, Nectriaceae.